This is a messenger RNA of Suncus etruscus (white-toothed pygmy shrew), 383 nucleotides long. RefSeq names its product 28S ribosomal protein S21, mitochondrial-like. The coding region runs from base 14 to 277 and encodes 87 amino acids. Gene Ontology annotation, molecular function: structural constituent of ribosome. The record is from RefSeq and is a predicted model, not a curated record. Gene Ontology annotation, biological process: translation. Gene Ontology annotation, cellular component: ribosome. NCBI's taxonomy places the organism in Eukaryota, Metazoa, Chordata, Mammalia, Eulipotyphla, Soricidae. The transcript has 2 exons.
GGCCGGCCCCGCCAUGGCGCAGCACCUGAGGUUCCUCGCCAGGACCGUCAUGGUGCAGGAGGGCAACGUGGAGGGCGCCUACAGGACCCUCAACAGGAUCCUCACCAUGGACGGGCUCCCUGAGAGCAUCAAGCGGCGGCGCUACUAUGAGAAGCCAUGCCGCCGGCGGCAGCGGGAGAGCUAUGAAACCUGCCGGCGAAUCUACAACAUGGAGAUGGCCCGCAAGAUCAACUUCUUGAUGCGAAAGCAUCAGGCAGACCCGUGGCAAGGCUGCUGAGGGUCCAGGCUGGAAGCCCUUCUCCGGAAGUGUCUCCUCUGCUUUCUGUUUCUGCUGACCUCUCACAAUAAGCUCAGGUUCAUGUAAAAAAAAAAAAAAAAAAAAA